UCCGGGACUGGGCAGUGCCGGUCCUGCAGACCCGCCGGAGUGCCCGGGGUCCUGAGGCCGACCGACACUCGCCGGAAUUGGAACCGGGACCAGGGAAGAGACUCAACGGGUGUGGGCCGCUGCUGCGGGAGACUGGAGGCCUACAGCUUUGUGGUUGAUAAGAAAAUGCCCCCUUUUGCCCGGUUCUUUGAAAGUCAGGCUGAAGCAAGGAGGGAAGUUGCAGAUCAAUUCCUAAAACGUCUAUGGAAACGUAAGGGUAAGAUCUGUCCUCCAAUUCAUAAGAAGCCUAAUAUGAAUGAAAUAACCACUCCUACAGAAGCCCUACAAUUAGCUCAGGAGCUGGAAAAAACAUUAACACAGAUCCUGUUAAAUCUAAACACGAGAGCUUGUCUGGAUCGUGAAUCUGAUCUCUUAAGCUUUUUGACAUCGUUGAUCCAGAAACAGAAACGGAAUGAAGAUUAUUUAAAAUGCCAACUGAAUUACCAGGAAAGAGUAGAAAGACAGAAACAAAAGACCGUCCAGACUGAAAAACCUUCUACUUCAUCAGGUGAAGGGAUUUAACUUUGAAAGGCAAAGAAGCAAACCGGAGAUCAUAAAGUCAGUGAUUUAAGAGUCUUCA
Messenger RNA from Microtus ochrogaster (prairie vole), 619 nucleotides. RefSeq names its product soma ferritin-like. Gene Ontology annotation, biological process: iron ion transport; intracellular iron ion homeostasis. The record is from RefSeq and is a predicted model, not a curated record. NCBI's taxonomy places the organism in Eukaryota, Metazoa, Chordata, Mammalia, Rodentia, Cricetidae. Gene Ontology annotation, cellular component: cytoplasm. The annotation marks the transcript as partial. The transcript is spliced from 4 exons. Gene Ontology annotation, molecular function: ferrous iron binding; ferric iron binding.